AUGCGCGUCCACAGCCUCCUUCCACUGGUGCUGCCGCUCGCAGCAGCAGCAUCGUUGCCUCUUGGUACUGAAUUCGCUCGUCGCCAGCUUCCUAAGGAGCCCACUGGGGUCAAGACCAUUAAGACCGCCAAUAAUGUCACCAUUCGGUACAAGGAACCCGGCAAACACGGCGUCUGUGAAACGACGCCGGGCGUUAAGUCAUAUGCCGGUUAUGUGGACUUGGCUCCAGAUAAGCAUACUUUCUUCUGGUUCUUUGAGGCACGCCACGACCCAGAGAAUGCACCAAUUACCUUGUGGUUGAAUGGUGGCCCUGGUAGCGAUUCAUUGAUUGGACUGUUCGAGGAGCUGGGUCCCUGCAGCGUCAACGAGAAGAACGAGACCGUGAUCAACCCUCACUCUUGGAACGAGGUUUCGAACAUGCUUUUCAUCUCUCAGCCUCUAGGCACUGGCUUCUCCUAUUCUGAGAAAGAAGCUGGCUCUCUCAACCCCUUCACUGGCGUGUUUGAGGAUGCUUCCUUUGCGGGUGUUCAAGGCCGCUACCCUGUCAUCAAUGCCACUAUGAUUGACACAACCAAUCUUGCUGCUGAGGCUACCUGGGAAGUUCUGCAAGGAUUCCUGGGCGGUCUGCACAAGCUGGACCCAAAGAUCAAAUCAAAGAGCUUUAACCUGUGGACUGAGAGUUAUGGAGGUCACUACGGCCCCGCUUUCUUCGACCACUUCAUGAAGGAGAACGACAAGAUUGCCAAUGGUACCACCAAGGGUAUUCAGCUCGACUUCAACACCUUGGGAAUCAUAAACGGAAUCAUCGAUGAGUCCAUCCAGGCUCCAUAUUAUCCCGAGUUUGCUCGCCACAACUCAUAUGGCAUCGAGGCGGUCAACGAAACUGUUUACAACUACAUGAAGUUUGCCAACUCCAUGCCCAAUGGCUGCCAGGACCAGAUUCUCAGCUGCAAGACCACCAACCGCACCUCCCUGUCCGACCUGGCAAUUUGCACGGAGGCCGCUAACAUGUGCCGUGACAACGUUGAGAGCCCGUACUACGUCUUCAGCGGCCGCGGCACUUAUGACAUCCGCCACCCAUCCCAGGACCCCACCCCUCCUAGCUACUACAUCAACUAUCUCGCCAAGGACGAAGUCAAAAACGCGCUCGGCGUCGACCUCAACUAUACCCAGUCCAACGCCGAUGUCUACUACGCCUUCCAACAAACCGGCGACUUCGUCUGGCCAAACUUCAUCGAAGACCUAGAAGAUCUUCUCACCCGACCAGUUCGCGUCGCUCUCAUCUACGGUGACGCUGAUUACAUCUGUAACUGGUUCGGUGGUCAAGCAGUCUCCCUCGCGACCAACUAUCCCCAUAGCAAGGAGUUCCGCGCCGCGGGAUACGCUCCAUUCACCGUCGAUGGCGUCGAGUAUGGUGAGACCCGCGAGUAUGGCAACUUCUCGUUUACUCGCGUAUACGAGGCUGGUCAUGAGGUACCGUAUUAUCAGCCCGUUGCCUCGUUGCAGCUUUUCAAUCGUACGCUGAAUGGAUGGGAAUUGCCGACGGGUGAGAAGAAGUUGACCCCGGACUUUGGAUCUGAUGGUCCCGCGACGGCGACACACACUGCGCCGUCGGUGGCUUUGCCUACUCCGACUUCUGCCGGGGGAUCUUCCGUUGGCGGAGAGAGCUUCUAA
This is a messenger RNA of Penicillium subrubescens, 1674 nucleotides long. Its product is annotated as S10 family peptidase. Lineage: Eukaryota; Fungi; Ascomycota; Eurotiomycetes; Eurotiales; Aspergillaceae. The record is from RefSeq and is a predicted model, not a curated record. Gene Ontology annotation, cellular component: fungal-type vacuole. The transcript is spliced from 8 exons. Gene Ontology annotation, molecular function: serine-type carboxypeptidase activity. Gene Ontology annotation, biological process: proteolysis. The coding region runs from base 1 to 1674 and encodes 557 amino acids.